This is a messenger RNA of Cryptococcus deneoformans JEC21, 1931 nucleotides long. RefSeq lists its product as hypothetical. The coding region runs from base 67 to 1803 and encodes 578 amino acids. The transcript has 4 exons. The record is from RefSeq and is a predicted model, not a curated record. NCBI's taxonomy places the organism in Eukaryota, Fungi, Basidiomycota, Tremellomycetes, Tremellales, Cryptococcaceae.
CCCCCCAUUCAUUGACAGACUCAUACAUCUCCUUCGUCUUUUCGCAUCGAGUUUCUCUCAUCCUACAUGUCGGGCCAUCCAACCCGCUCUGGUCGACACUCUUUACCACCCUUGUCAUCUAUUUUAACCCCCGUGACUUCCAGAGGACAAAACACGACUGGAAGUGGAGGACGAUCAAGGGAUAGCGGAGCGGGGAAUACCAAACCGCCGCUUCCGACGUCUCUUUCCCUCGGGAACUUGCGAACCACACGCUACAUGAGUGAAAACGGCCCUAAUAGCGCAAGGCCAGCCGCAGAAGCUAGCAGUACGAAAGUUGACGAACCUACGACAGCCACUAAGGAAGAAAAGAAGGAUAAGAAGAAGAGGAAGAAGGGCAUGAAGGGCUGGGCAUGGGUGGUUGAGGACGAGAACGGAAACGUUAUUGAUUUACCAAGUGAUGAGGAGAUUGCAUUUCGGAAUGCUGCCAAUAAUGAGCAGACGAUAAGGCCGCCCGUUUCAAGAGCAGAGGAGGUAAAGUCAGACAAUGCUCCUGACGCAGUGAUGAUUACCGGGGAAGAUGGAGAGCAUCUCAAGGCUGAUGUCCACUCUCCGAGUAGCCAAGCUUCAACAACUGCAAGAGAAGAUGUUUUGCUAGGCAAAAGACCUUUUAAGAGCUCUAGUCCGACCAGGGCAUGCUCACCACAAAAUCUCACUGAGAGUUCUUCACCAAAAUCCAUGGCCUUUUUUACAACAUUAUCAGGGGAAGAACCCCGUCGUAAAGUUAGACGCAAGUCAUCCCCUCCGACAACGGCCGUUACGUCUACACCUGCUGCCACUCCUUCAGACACAACACGAGUGAUUAUGACAAUACCAAUUCCCUCAACUACUACGCCUACUGCAUUACCUACCGCAUCGAAGACUGUCCAGUCACGUCGGACGCAACCGUCUCGUCAACCUCCGCCCCCCACACGCACUCGUGCGGUUGUAGCCCAACGUGACUCAACCAGCCGAGCGGGAUCCGCGCACAUUGUCAAUGAUGAUGCCCCUCUGGCUGUUCCGCCAAUCCGAAUAGGGUCGGGACAAGGCUUCAAUUCUCACAACAAAGAGAGCGCUGCCAAGGAAGAACUAGCUCUGAGGAAAGAAGCAUUGUUCAUAAUUGAUCAGGCUGAAAAAAUGCGGGCAACAAGCUAUGAAAGGGGGAAAAGAAGCGGUGUGACAAAAAGAGGAGGGAGGCGAAACGGGAAGGCCGAUGAUGUUGGGAUUGCUCGUGACAAGGAGUCUCUCGGGGACAGAAAAAGUUUCAUAAGAAAUCACGACUAUUCAGACGAUGACAAUUGGGAUAGUUUAGAGGGCUCGUCAGAAGGAAGGCAGGAGCGGCCAGCUUUAGGCUCGAGGCUGUCAUCUCAAACAGCGAAAGCACCUCCCGCGCUCCCUCCACCUCGGCCAUUCGAAGUUGAAUUUGAAGAAGUGCAAGAAUACUACAGACAAAAGGCGGAAGCAUCAAGAACAUCUCGGUUACGCGAACGACCACUGAGUGAGAGACACAGUCCAGUAGUUGUAAUCGCGACGAACGGACAAGAUGCCAUGCCAAGGGAUGAAACGGAGAGAGGGUAUUAUCAAGGACUAUCGGGCUUGACUGAGGAAAUGGAGGCCAAUGCUAGUGGGUUCGUUCAUAACGUGCGAGCAAAUGUCACGGCGUUAGCGACAUAUUAUUUCCCACAACGACAAGCAAAACGUGAUGCUUUUCUGGAAAGGAUAGGCAGGGGACUUCAGAAGCUGGGGCAAGAGCUGACGGACAAUGGGGACGCGCUCGUGCUUCCAUAGUCAUGAUGGGAUCGAUGUAGUAUUCGUCAAUGAUAAGGGAAACUGAGCGGUGUUGUGAUAUAUGCCAGACAUGAUAUGGUGUUUUUUUGUUAGCGCAUGAAUGACAUCUAACACUACAUCGUGAACUA